Molecule: messenger RNA, 2028 nt
Organism: Suillus clintonianus
Lineage: Eukaryota; Fungi; Basidiomycota; Agaricomycetes; Boletales; Suillaceae
Exons: 4
Coding region: 1-2028 (675 amino acids)
Source: RefSeq, a predicted model, not a curated record
AUGGACAUUGCGAGCGUGUUUUCAGCUCUUAAUCACAACCCAGAACUGAAGGACCUAUCGUACAUCGACUUUCAACGUUUGCUACGCUGCGCAAGUGCACUCAAAGACGAUAUACUCCAGCCGCAGCCUCACAUGGUCUCUGUGAUUGCUCCACCUGACGUCCUACCCCCGAUUAUCACUGAAUUCCUGAGCGACUCGUUUCACAUCACACUCGAAGCUGUCGACAUGCUGUGGGAUGUGGUCAAGGACAUCGUGUGGGUGCUUCCCACAGAACUGGAGGAACGGGAAGCAGUCGAGACAAUGUUUCGUCUCCAUGGUAAAGAUCGAGGUCUUGCUGCCCUUGUCCUAUACCCGCCAAACAAGACAUGUAUCAAUGCGGAGUGCAUUGCUCAGCAGUGCGGUUCGGUACUCAAAAAGGAAGAGCAGCGUCGGAUCGUCGUUUUCACUCAAGCAGAGGGUGCGCAGUGCGCGUGGUCCAUUCACCUCAAAUGCAGAUUGUGCAACUCGAACUACCACCAUAACUACGCUGUCCGAUCAGGGGUUAGACACUAUUAUGGAGGACUACCGAGGUACCUUCAGGUAGGGGAGCACCAAUUCGUCGAGUACGAGCUCGCUAUGCACUGGACGGACUUAAUGCAGAUAGCUGUAUCUGCAACAAACUGCGCACGUCUAUACGAUAUUGCUCAAGUUCGUCGCAACUCACAUGAUCAAGACUGGCAAUUUAAGACUUCCCCCACGACUGAAGAAGUGUGGGACACAUUCGUCCUCCUUGCUCUACUCGAUGAUCACGAGCGCCGUGGCUCUCGUCUGUGCAUCCCACAUGAUCAAUAUCAAAAGGACCGCUACACUAUCGCCAUGCGCACCCGCAAUGAAUACAUCAUUACACAUGGCCAGUACGAGCUUCCGCAUGCUUGUCGUGGAUGUAUGCGUGUUUUUCACAUGCCUGAUGGCACGACUCACUACACUGAAGUUGUUGUUACCGACGGUGUUACUGUCGGACGACCCUGUUGUGCGGUUCCACAUUGCAAGAAUUCCCUCGAGAGCACACGUCACCGAUUCUGCUCUGCUGAUCCCGAUCACAAGCAGCGUGAGACCAUGUGCGCAGUCGAAGGGUGCGACAAACCUGUUGCACAUGACGACCACACUGGCAAGUAUCGGAAAGCCUGCGUCGAUCCGGUUCACCUCAAGAUGGAGGAUAUGAAGACAGUGUCGAUGCGGAGUGGGAAGAGUAAGACACAGAGGACGAAGACGGCAAAGCUCAAUGAUGCACUCACCAGUGCUGGUGCAGAUGAAGAUGCUUUGCCUGUUCAGGAUAUCGACGAGUGGUACAAUCACAACCCUUCUACCGGCAAUGUCAGCCUUGUACAGGCUUCGUCUUCCUCAUCAACAGGAGUGACGGACUGUUUGCCUUCGACCAGCGGCAUAGACUCGCAGAUGCUGGAUGUGUGUCCAGAUAAGGAUGAAGCAGUUAAGCUCAAGGCCACGUUCUUCCGGCAGCGGACCAACAACGAGCAAUUGUUUAUACGCCCUUGCGGUGUGAUAUCUGGUCGUGGAACCAUGUACCACCACGAAGCUGUCUCAAAUGUGCUGGUCUUGUUCGAAAAAAUAUUCUCUCUCCCCCAUGCACGUAAACCACAACACCUCAUCUACGACUCUAACUGCAAUGCACUCCGUGAGGUCGAGAGCCGCAAAAUCAAAUUCUUCGAGGGUAUGGGCAUGUGUGUAGAUGCUUUCCACCACAAGACAAAGCACAAGGCCAGCGACACAUUUUGUCAGCAACGUUGUGACAUGAAGGCAUACCCGGAGCUACUUGAUGAGCGAGGCGGGUAUUAUUUUAAUUCCUCGAUCGCAGAACAAACAAAUGUUUGGUUCGGUGGCUUCCACAACAUGUGUCGGGAGAUGACACCGGUAAAAUAUGAUUUUUUUCUCGAUGAAAUGAUACUCCGUCGAAAUCGUGUUACUGUCUUUAACUUACAGCAGAAUGGUAAACAACCUCAUCACCCAUCUCUCAUGUACUCGUACUCAUAG